This is a messenger RNA of Helicoverpa armigera (cotton bollworm), 3215 nucleotides long. It is a transcript of the gene Tlk, whose product is annotated as Tousled-like kinase. The record is from RefSeq and is a predicted model, not a curated record. Gene Ontology annotation, cellular component: nucleus. Gene Ontology annotation, molecular function: protein serine/threonine kinase activity; ATP binding. NCBI's taxonomy places the organism in Eukaryota, Metazoa, Arthropoda, Insecta, Lepidoptera, Noctuidae. Gene Ontology annotation, biological process: peptidyl-serine phosphorylation; intracellular signal transduction; chromosome segregation.
UUAUCCGCGUCUCGCUCGCACCGACCGCGUCGCGUCGCGCCUCUGAGGUGCACUCGGUGUUCCUAUUAUUUUCGUGACGGGUAUUGCGCCGAAGCCGAUUCCCGCAUCCUCGCCCCCGAGACGCGAGGUCCGGUCUCGCGGCGGAGGCGGCGGCGACGGCCGUUCGCAUCGCGCGCCAGUCCACGCCCGAGGCCGACUGUCGCAUUGGUCCGUGCCUACAAAACGUUUGGUGUUUGUCGUCGAUGUGUUGAAAUUGAAAAUGCGGCACGUUCCGAGUGCGUAUCACGGAGGGUGAAGAGCGCCCGGCCGCGGUUUGAAUUUCAUCGGUAUCGUGUCGUGUUUGGUGACAGUGAGUGGAUUGUGUAUUGGCUUGCCGAUGAUACACGUGAAUGUGGAUGGAGUUCGGAGUGGUGUUGGAAGAUGCAUUUCAAAGAGUCGUUCGCGAUGAGCGAUCGACCGAACGAGCGUGGCCGGCGCAACUCCCGCUGCAAGGGUGCUGGCGUCAAGAUGGAGCACUUCCAAGCGGCGCUGGAUCCUCGCAAGCAGGAGCUGCUGGAAGCGCGCUUCCUAGGCGCCAAGGUCAGCACAAGGGAGAUACUAGUAGAAACUCGGCGGACGCCCGAAUACAAAACGAUGUCAGCUGGGUCACAAAUUCAGAUGGCACCACAAACCACUGUCAACACGGGGCAACCUCUACACAAUCAGGACUCCAAUAUGAGCACAGGGUCAUCUCAUAGCGAUAAAGAAGUUGACGCUUUAACCGAAAAGUCUGCUGCUAUGCGAGGCUCAACAGUUGCACGCACUGCUCUAGUGCCCCCGAGCGGUGCCACACCUACUAUAGCCAUGCCAGAAAGGAAAAGGAAACGGAAAGGAGAAGAAGGUGUUGGCGGCGGUGGGGGCGGUGGUGGCAAGCAGAGGCAUAACUCAUCAGACAAAAACAUUAGGGAAUACUUCUCAAAACACCCCUCAUCAAGUCCUGUCAGGCAUGCUGGCGCCAAGUCGCCAUCACCGCAGGGCGCAAAUUAUCCUAUGUACCCACCGUCACCCUCGUCGUUACUGCCUUCUGGUGCCGAUUUUUUACGUUCGGCGUCGCAGCAACGACCACACACAUCUGUUAAACAGGUUCAAACAGAACUGACAUGUCAGAGGAUACAGGAGUUAGAAACUCAAGCAUCUUCUGACUUAGAACUAAGAAAUAAUAAAAUAGAAGAAUUAACGAGAUCUAAUGAAGAAUUGAAACAUCAAGUGCAAGCGCAGAGCAAGGUAAUAGAUCAACAUAAAUCACACAUCAAUAAAUGUAUAGAAGUUGUAAAAAAGCUGUUAAAUGAGAAAAGCACAAUUGAGAAGAAAGAGGCUCGACAGCGGUGCAUGCAAAACAGACUGAGGCUGGGCCAGUUUGUGACGCAGCGCGUCGGCGCUACCUUUCAAGAGAAUUGGACUGAUGGAUAUGCAUUUCAAGAAUUAACGAGGCGGCAAGAAGAAAUAACAGCAGAAAAGGAGGAAAUAGACCGGCAGAAGAAGUUGUUAUUCAAGAAGCGUCCGGUGAACAACGAGGGCGGCGGCGGGCGCGGCAAGCGCACGGUGUCGGCGGCGCCCGCCACGCCGCAGCCCAGCCCGCUGCACAACGGCACCGACGCGCCCACCUUCCUCAAGCCCGACCCGCUGCCCAGCAUGACCUACCAGGAGUAUUAUGAGGCUGAUGAGAUACUCAAGUUGAGACAGAGUGCGCUUAAGAAGGAAGAUGCAGACUUGCAGCUAGAGAUGGAAAAGUUAGAGAGAGAAAGAAAUCUUCACAUUAGGGAGCUGAAGCGGAUACACAAUGAGGAUCAGAGCCGGUUCUCACAACAUCCUGUGCUCUCUGAUCGGUACCUGUUGCUAAUGUUACUCGGCAAGGGCGGCUUCAGUGAGGUGCACAAGGCGUUCGACCUGCGAGAGCAACGGUAUACCGCCUGCAAGGUGCACCAACUUAACAAAGACUGGAAGGAAGACAAGAAGGCCAACUAUAUCAAACAUGCGCUGCGGGAGUACAACAUACACAAAGCACUCGAUCACCCGCGCAUUGUUAAGUUAUAUGACGUAUUUGAAAUUGACGGCAACUCCUUUUGUACAGUCCUUGAGUACUGUAACGGACAUGAUCUCGACUUUUAUCUCAAACAGCACAAGACUAUUCCAGAGCGCGAGGCUCGUUCAAUCGUGAUGCAAGUCGUGUCAGCGUUGAAGUAUUUGAACGAGAUCAAGCCGCCGGUGAUCCACUACGACUUGAAGCCUGGAAACAUUCUGCUCACCGAGGGCAACGUGUGCGGCGAGAUCAAGAUCACUGACUUCGGCCUCUCCAAGGUCAUGGACGAGGAGAACUAUAAUCCCGACCACGGGAUGGACUUAACGAGCCAGGGAGCAGGCACUUAUUGGUACCUGCCACCCGAGUGCUUCGUUGUCGGUAAAAACCCACCAAAGAUCAGUAGCAAGGUGGAUGUAUGGAGUGUAGGAGUGAUCUUCUACCAGUGCCUGUACGGUAAGAAGCCGUUUGGCCACAACCAGAGUCAGGCCACCAUACUGGAGGAGAACACUAUACUGAAGGCUACCGAGGUGCAGUUUGCUAACAAACCUACGGUCAGCAACGAGGCUAAGAGCUUCAUCCGCGCGUGCCUGGCGUACCGCAAGGAGGAGCGCAUCGACGUGUUCGGGCUGGCGCGGCACGAGUACCUGCAGCCGCCCAUGCCCAAGUCGCGCGGCGCGGGCGGCGGCUCGGGCGGCGGCGGCGCGGGCGCGGGCGCGGGCGGCGCCGCGGCGCCCAGCGCCUUCAGCUCCAACAUGUUCGGCGCGGGCUCGUCCUCCUAGCCGCGCCGCCGCCGCCCUCGCCAGCCGGCGGCGCAGUGACCGCGGUGUACAUACGGUGUAGUGCUGGACGGGACGCGGCCGGCGCGGCGAGGGCCGGCGCGAUCACCACGCCGGUGUCGCUCGACUCUCGUAGACGUACUUUUUAGUUUUGAAACUUUGUCAGUUAAUAUCCAGAGUUGUAAAAUGACUAAAUAUCAUUUACAGAUAAAUUGUUUAAGAUUAUGCUUACUGUUGACUGUAUUUAUUGAGCAGGUGAUAAAUUGUGAUUCUCCAUUUGUGAAUGGUUUUAUCCUUUUAUCACUAAAGAGGAAUCCUUGGGACUAUCCCUUGCAUAUUAUAUAAGUUAUCCCUAUUAAAAAAGUUAAAAUAUUAGACAA